Molecule: messenger RNA, 2438 nt
Organism: Pyrus x bretschneideri (Chinese white pear)
Lineage: Eukaryota; Viridiplantae; Streptophyta; Magnoliopsida; Rosales; Rosaceae
Exons: 12
Coding region: 180-2003 (607 amino acids)
Biological process (GO): regulation of DNA-templated transcription
Cellular component (GO): nucleus
Source: RefSeq, a predicted model, not a curated record
UUCUCCCGCCAACCUCGAAGAGGCGGGGAAAGGAAAUUUCAGACACAUUACAAAAUUAGAAAUAGCUGCUCUCUCCCCUCCACUCACUGCUCUGUCCGAAUCUCAGACUAUAGAGAACGGGAGAGAAAGGGGAGUUUUACUCGAGCUCCGCUGCGGAAGACGUCGCCUCAGCUCGCAAGAUGGUGGUGGAGGAGAGCAACAAGGUUGAGGAUACUCUGGUGGUCGGGAAACAACGCGUUCGGGCCGUCGGUGGCCAGACCUACGACUCUAAGAAAGGAGUUUCCUGCCAUCAGUGCCGUCAGAAGAUGACGGAAAGGUUGACAGCUUUGGCUGCCGCCUGUAAGAACGUCAAAGCGAAAGGCAUUUGUCCGAUUCAAUUUUGCCAUAAGUGUCUGUGGAACAGGUAUGGAUUGAAAGCUGAACAAGUGGAACUCGAGGAUGAUUGGAAAUGUCCGAAAUGUCAAGGCAAUUGCAAUUGCAGUAUAUGCUUGAAGAAAAACGGUUACCAACCCACUGGUCUUCUCGUGUACGAAGCCAAGGCGAGAGGGUUUCAAUCUGUUUCUGAUAUGCUUACUAUGUACAAGCCAAAAAAGCAAGGGGAGGAGGAUGACAAAAGCAAGGAUGGCUCACCACAAAAGCGUGUCGCUUCAGAGAAGGCAAUUGUCGUUGGUUCACCAAGAAAACGAGGGAAGGAGAACACUCUUAAUCGAAGCAAAGAUAUGAACUUGGAUGCAGCUCUGAACUCUGGUGAGCAGGAAACUAAGAAAGCAAAGCGGGAAGAGUUGACAGAAGUUUGUAAUGGCAGCAGAGAUGUUGGUGCUGCUGUGAGUAAUAAGGAUGCCAAGCCCAAGGUCAAGGAAGUCAGAAGGAACCGGAAAGUAAAGGAAUGCCCCGUGAAUAUUGAGAAUCAAAAGGUUGAUCUUGACCUUCCCCUGCCACAGGGCAAUCCCUUGACAACUGUAGCUGGUGUUGAAUUGGCUGCUGAGGAUGUUGGAAAUGCUCUGCAGUUUCUGAAAUUUUGUGAAACUUUUGGAGAGUUUCUUAAAAUCCAAAAAUGCCAAGCUGAAUCUGUACUUAGAGAACUAUCACGUCGAGGAAGUGGGCGAAGGGGACGGCCUGGACAAUACUCCUCAGUGAUUCGAUUUCAUAACUAUAUGCUCUCCUUCAUACAGAAGGGUUCCUUAGAGGAGUCUUCUUCUUUAGAUCAAUCAAGCUACAAUAAGUCCUGGUUCCAAGAUUUGGGGGAACUUAUCUCUGCGUCCGGUGUCUCUAAGGUCGAUCCUGUAUUAAAGGAACUGUCCCCAGAGUGUUUUAGCAAAGGUGGGGAUGGAUAUGAUAUGUUGAACAUCACUCAAAAGCUCAGGAUUUUGAAUUUCCUUUGUGAUGAGGCUCUUGACACCGAUAUGCUAAGUGGAUGGAUAGAGGACCAAAAUGAAAAAUUGGUCCAACGAAAAAGGGAUGCCAAAGAAAAAGUUGCUAAAGCAAAGGAUAAGGAGAGAGAUCUCAAAAAGAAGUUGCAGAAGGAGAUGACUAAGAGGAUAAUUGCAAACAAUGGUUAUCCUGUCCGAAUUUCAGAACGUAACUCUGUUGUUUCACAAAUCACAAGCAAGGCAGCUCAAGCUCACACUGAGGUGGUUGAAGCAAUGGCCAUGUCACCUAAAAGCAAUGAAAUAUGUGAAGCUGUUAGAAUAAAGGCUUAUGUUUUGGAUGUUCAUGGCCGUGCAUUUUGGAAACUGAACGGUGAUUUUGGUGAAGAUAUUUUGCUUCAAGAUAUGGGAACAUGGGAUGGAGCUCCUUCUGUUGAAAACUGGUUCGUUUAUGGCGCUGAAAUGAAAGAGCCAAUCGAAAAAUACCUCUCUUUUCUAAGUCUAAAACAAGAACGGGCCAGGAGCCAGAGGCCAUUCAAAAGUCGGUUUGCAAGCAAAGAAGACUUGCAGGUUCCUCAGACUCCUGAAAGCAAUGAAGAAAACCCUCCGGUUUCCGACACCUUCUCAAAGCAAUGAAGAAAACAUGGAGCUCAGUCCUGAGGCUAAUUAAAGUUUUGAGCCAUCAGAAGACAGUAUUUAUCUCCCCCAGUUUCUGCACAAACCCCUAUAUGGGAUGGUUGUUACCUACUUCAGAUUUCCCUCUGUAUGGCGGGGAAGUGAUGUGGAGUAGCCGGCCGACGGCCUCAGACGGAAAGAAAAGUUGAUCUGAACUUUUGGAUAGUUGUAUCUUAAUGUUAGGGAAGUUAUUUCGUACUACCUUUAAUCCUCAUGCACACUUUGGUUACUUUUGGCCUCUGAAUUGAAAGAAUUUAACAACAAUCAAUCAAGGGACAUGUAAAUGAUAGUGUGCAGAAGGAGUGCGCAAAAAUUAUUUCCCUAAUUUUAUGUUGUGAUGGGAAAUGUAAAACAAUGUGACGAGUUAAAUUUCGAUGUAAGCUAUGAUUUCACGUU